AGGGCAUAGCAAGCGCUUCGGAUCGUAUGGCUUGAUUGUGUUUAUAGUUUUGUUUUUUCUUUUAUUUCUGUGCAUUUCCAAUAAGUAGUGCGCGUAUAUUUAUGCGAGUAUGUAACUUUUCUGUUAUAUUCUCCAUUAUGUCUUAUUUUUUUCUGCCGAAAACCAGAUUUUGAAAAAAAAAACGUUAAUUUGAAAGCAAAGCAAACAUAACCUUCGCAGAGUCGGCAGCUGUUUGGCCGAAUUAGGAACAGGUAGAAACGGUUGUUGGAAAUUCAACGAGACUGUCAAAUUGUUUAUUGUUUUGUACUGUGAUUAUUUAUUUGCAAUAAAUUAGUGACAUUGGCAAUAUGUUGGGAUAUACGACUUCACGUGACGGUCUCCUACAGUUAGAAGAAGGUGUCUUGGGCACCGUAGUUCAAAAGGAAUCAAUCUUGGCAGUAUAUGACGUAGAUAAAACUCCGCUUGGCAGGGGAAAAUACGCAACAGUAUGCCGUGCAGUACACAAGAAAACGGGAACGCACUACGCCGCGAAAUUUGUGAAAAAGCGACGUCGAAAUCAAGAUCAAAUGAAAGAAAUUAUACACGAAAUAGCCGUAUUGAUGCAGUGCUCGGCCACUAGCCGUGUUAUUCGUCUCCACGAAGUAUACGAGUCUUCCACAGAAAUGGUUUUAGUUUUGGAAUUGGCCGCAGGCGGCGAACUCCAACACAUCCUGGACGGCGGCCAAUGCUUGGGAGAGAUCGAAGCACGCAAAGCGAUGAAACAGAUUCUGGAGGGUGUAUCGUUUUUACAUGACAGAAACAUUGCUCAUCUAGAUCUCAAGCCCCAGAAUCUGUUGUUAUCCGUGACCGAUCGCUGCGACGACAUCAAAUUGUGCGAUUUUGGUAUAUCCAAAGUGUUACAGCCCGGCGUUACAGUACGAGAAAUAUUAGGUACUGUAGAUUAUGUAGCACCCGAAGUGCUUAGUUACGAGCCCAUUAGCCUAUCCACAGAUAUUUGGUCUAUAGGCGUGUUAGCCUAUGUGCUGUUAUCAGGCUUCAGUCCAUUUGGGGCGGACGAUAAGCAGCAGACCUUCCUCAACAUUUCAAAAUGCGCAUUGUCUUUCGAACCUGAACACUUCGAUGAUGUAUCCAGCGCAGCUAUAGACUUUAUUAAGACCGCCCUUAUAGUGGAUCCCAGGAAGAGGCCCUCAGUACAUGAACUGCUGGACCAUCCCUGGAUAUCAUUGAAAACGAACUUAGUACCUACCUUACCAAUGAAGUCCUCAGAAUUGUUAAAUAUAUCACCCAAAGCGACCCCGAUAAGCCAACGGAAGAGCUUCUCCUGCAUAUCAGAUGCCCCAAAAUCCCUACCAAAAGACUUUCAACACAAGCGGAACACCAUCAACGGAUCAUUCACAGACGCGGCCGUUCGUACGUACACAGUCUCCGCUAACUGCCUAUGUCCUCAGUGUGGUACGACGUGCCGUCAUAUAACACACGCGCCAGUGUCUAAAACUAAUAUUACAAUCGAUAGAGGCAUCCUAUGUUAGCUCGGUUAUAUUUCCAACUUUCACCAUGUACAUUCAAUCGAUAAAUUGAAAGAUGUUUGUCAAGAGAGUAGGUCCAAGUAAACCAUUUUCUCUGUACCUAAUCGAUUAUACAUAUAAAUGGUGGGCGCCGUUGCAACGGUAGUGGGGAGAGAGAAAGAAGUUGCCGAAAACUUUGUCAGUAUUAUUGUUUAAUGAGGUAUUCCAAUUUUUUUUCUCUCGCGCUCCCGCCAAAAUUACCCUGCCAUAUCGCGAUGAAUCGCUCAUAUCAUAUUACGCUAAAUUAUAUACAACUACAAAAGCCGCAGGAAUAAAGCGAUAAUAGUUGUAUAAUCUCCUCCAACACAGCGUUGUUGUUUUACAUAAACAGAUUUUGUUGAAAUUAGGUUUACCUGGUUACAGCUAAUUAGUAUCUAGGAUAAGGUAAAACUUAAUGCAGGAACUGCUGAUUAGGAAUUGAAACUUGACAAUGAUGCUUCACUCUGUAGGUAAAAAGCUUCUAGCGGCGUCCUAAUACGUUAUAUCAGUGUGACGUCAGCUGUCAAAGUUUGGGAUAUAAACAAACGGAUUUGCAAAAUAAGUUUAUAGGAUUAUUUCAGUCUGUGCGUGAUUUUUUAUUAUCGGAGACUAUUUAACCAUAUUUGUGGUCAUUUAUCACUAUGUAUUAAUAGGCCCAAUAAAUUUUCAGCUAAUUAAUUACUAGAAUUGAUCAGUGUCUGAAUAAUUAGUAUCCAACACUUCACAAUUUGUCAAAGCUAAACAUGCAGUUUUUUUAAUAUUAUAGGUUUUAUUUCCGUUAUUAAUAAAAUGCUUUAACUCCAGUGGCGGCUCAUAGGGAUCAACUUUAAGGUGUUCUGCAAUUCUUGCAAAAAUCUUACCGGACCCAAAAAUGGAGAAUUAUUAAUUUGGUCAAUUAUUUUUUCUGAAUUUCUUUGAAAAUUUAAAAAUAUAUAUCCCGGGAUUCUCGGAAUUUUCGCUCAACAAAAUUGAAUACAAUUCAUAAUGUUUGAUAAAAUAUAUCUCUGUUCUUUGACACAUUUUCAUUAUGUUUCUAUAUAUUUACCCAAGAAGCAGAAUCUAAUUGAGCUCUAAUAUUGCUUGACCCUAAUAACGCAAAUUCAAUACAAUUAUCAAAUGUGGCUUUUAAAAUUUUCAAGUCUUUUUAUUUUUACACUUAAAUGCCACGAGUGAGAAAAGUUAAACUAAUUCGUUUUUUCAUUUUCAGUUUUGAUAGUUACACAGUAAUAAUUGUAUAUAUUGGUAGAUAAUCACAAAGUGCGUUAAAUAUUCUAUAAUAAUUAAAAAACGCACAAAAACUGAAAUACCCGUAAAACUUAUAGGCAAAUGCUUUUGUUUGGAUGUCACCACAAAUAUAGUGUAUUACAAACACAUGGUACCUAAUUUUUUUUCCUGGUACGUAUAUCUUAUUAUUCAUUUAUGCAGAACGACAUCGGUUUUGCAAUUUGUUGUUUGGAAGUACAUAAACGUCUUGAGUUGUAUUUACACCCUCAUGGAGCACAAAAUUCAGUGAAUCAUAUGUUCGUGCUUUGUAUGUCGGGUUUCUUGUACAGAUUUAGUUUUUACAUAAGCGGUAAUUUAUGUUUUUGUUGCUUUUUUUAAUUUUGAAUGGUGUGUACCUAAAUAAAAGUUGAUUUUUUUUGCCAUCCGCUUUUUAUUUCCUGUCAACGCUGCACGUAUCAGCCCAUUUGUUUGUGUUUCGUCGUCUGUUCCACCGAAGACAUCUAAAAGCGACGACGGACAAAUUCAUUCACAAAGUGCUUAAAAGCCUUGCCGCAAGCAAUAGCUUAACUUUGCCUCUAUAGAGAUUAUGAACUAAAGCAAACUCUUCUCCCCACUCCUUUAGUGGCAGUAGGGUUUUAACGACGUGGAAGGGAUAGGAAGUAUUUAAAACAGUGCACUGAGUGUCCAUAAAUUGGGAGCACAUAUUUUAAGGUGUGAUUUUGUCAGUUUUCUAAUAUAAAUAUUUCUGGAACAAAAAGUUUUUGAAGUAAAAAUGUAUAAGCCACUCCUUUUUGUAUAAAAAUUAUUUCCCGUUCAAUUUUGAGUAAAUGAAAUUCCCUUGAUUACCUAUGCUUUAAUACAGAAGGUGUUAAAUGUUUGACCUUGGUCCAAGGUUAUUGUUGGCUUUCUCAAUUGUGUAGAAAUAGGCAAGUAUUUGGGGAUGGAGGAUGGCUGGGUUGGCCUGGCGUCUUGAAAGAGGUUGUGGGUUAAAUUGCCACCGCGAGCCUAGGGUGUUUGUGUUGUGAAAAACAUCUUCCAAUCCGCCUGGCCAACGUUGGACAUUAGGACUAAAUUCCUUCCCUAGGGAAAAGAGCUGAGAAAUAAAGCUAGUAUGUUUAAACUUGGUCUUACACUAAUAAUAAUAUAAUAUAAUAAUAAUAUCCUUAAAUGGUCCAAUUUUAAAAUAAUUUUCUGCUCUAUCCACCCAACAACAACAACAGAAUAACAAAUACAAGAUCGAAUUUAAUACGACUCAAUUUUCAUUUGGUUUCAUAACAAUCUCUUUAGUGAUGUGAUGAGAAAUUCAACAGCCUACAUCUCAGUAAUCAAGUACUUUUGUACAUAUAUCUUAUCGAAAACUGGGGUUUAAGAAAUGUGCUCCCAAAUUACGUAGUGCCUGUACAUACAUUUUUUUCAAGACAAAUUGUAUUAUGCAAUUAAGGUUUAAAAUCUCUAACAGCCCAUUUUGUUGAGGUACUUUCUCUCUGCUUAUAUUGAGCUAUAAAAAAGGUAUUUGGGGAUUUUAUGUGCUUCUGAUAUGAUUAUUUCAUUUGUUUAGUGUAUGGCUUGGAAAAUGUUUCAGAAUUUAGAUGCAUCGGUUUGGGACUAUUGUCUUGGUCACUGUCAAGAUAUUACAUUUUUUCACGCUAUUUUUAUACUG
Cylas formicarius (sweet potato weevil) is the source of this 4428-nucleotide messenger RNA. RefSeq names its product death-associated protein kinase related-like. Gene Ontology annotation, biological process: intracellular signal transduction; positive regulation of apoptotic process; protein phosphorylation. The transcript has 5 exons. Bases 348 to 1529 code for a protein of 393 amino acids. The record is from RefSeq and is a predicted model, not a curated record. Gene Ontology annotation, molecular function: ATP binding; protein serine/threonine kinase activity. NCBI's taxonomy places the organism in Eukaryota, Metazoa, Arthropoda, Insecta, Coleoptera, Brentidae. Gene Ontology annotation, cellular component: nucleus.